AUUAUAAUAUCUUUUUAAGGUCAGAAAGGAACAAUUCAUGAUUAUUACAAUCCAUUCUAAUACACCUCUGUGGGUUUGACUUUAUAAAAAAAAAAUGGGUUUGAACGGGUUUACUUACCAGUGCAAUCAAGGCGAACUCUUUCUACUGGUUUUUUUUUUUUACGAGAGAUAGGCCUAUGACUCUUUGAAUGAAUUUUCAGCUCCACCUUUAUUCAAGUCACUCACCAGCUCAUAUAAAAACACAUCGUGUGCAGUCACAACUAACAGAACAUCAGGCUCAGAGUUGUCAAAAUCCAAAGCUGCCAUGAAAGCGCUCCAGAUGCGUUUCACACGUGCUUUACCGGGUAUCAUGUUAUGGGCUGCAGCCUGCGCGUGUACGACUUCAAACCAGAAUGCCAGCAACAUCACUUUAGACACCCUCCAGCUGUUGGACCAAGGACGCUGCCUCUUCAGAUCCAUGCUGCCUUCAGAUACAGCUGUGCAGGUACUGGUGUGUGUCUUUGUGGUGAUGACCAUUAUCUCACUUUUGAUCAAUGGGUGCACCCUGUGUUGUCUGGGCAGUUCAGAAGACUUAUCCUGGGAGCGCCGCUUUGCCUUGCUGAAAAACCUCAUAGUGAGUGACGUUCUACUCAUUGUCACACAAGGGCCUACAGUGAUAUACUGCCUGCUGCAGAAGACCACGCUGCCGUACGGAGCUUGGUGUGUCAUUCAGUUCUUUAUUAACACUGUUUGUGUUUUCUGCACUUUGUUUACUAUCACAUGCAUGGCUCUUGAGCGCUACCUGUACGUGUGCCAGGCCAUGGACUACCUCAGUAUACUAACCACUAGGUGCCUUUACCUCAUGGUCGGGUUCACGUGGCUUAUUUCAGUGUGCUUAACGACAAUUAUAACAGCUUUGCUCAGUUUAGGGCACAAUAACUCAUUGCUGGGCAAACCCAUUACAGGACUCCUUUGUGAGCCGGACACCUUGGAGUCCCAUCUGGGUUUCCCACGGGCUGCUGCGGUGUUUCGCAAAGUGGUUGGGCUCAUGGUGGCGCUGCUUUGCAUCUUUUCCUACUCGUUCUCAUACCUGCGCAUGUAUCAAGUGGCACGCAACGCCGUUCAGCCAUUCCAGCGAGUCAAUAAAAGGGCACGCAAUACCGUGAUGUUCUACUGCUCAAUGCUGCUGCUUCAGCUGCUCCCCAUCUUUCUGAAGAUAGCCUCGGAUGCUCUGUGGGAACUUGAAGGCAACAUGGCCAUGAUCCGCUCGCUGGAUAAUCCCGGAGGCUGGACGUUAGCGGGGACGCUUCACAUCUUGCUUCUGGUGACGCUUCAAGCGCCUCCUUGCAUUAAUCCACUCAUUUACGGUCUGCGCAACAAGGAGGUGAGGGAAGCUCUGCCUAUGCUGCUGCGGUGGUGGAGGCUGAACCGUUAAGUGAGCCCGGGAUUAUCUUCUACUGCCAGAUGUUUUUAGUCUCCUGGCAACAUUCUGAAGAAACAGAAUGGAAGGAAGAUAGAUGAGUGUGUCAUGUGUAGGUCUUGUUGUCAAGGUUUAUAGUGAGAUUAUAAUAACAUAAAAUAUAAAACUUUAAUGCAAAAUGCUUUGAAUGCAAAACAUAGUAAACUUGACUUUACAUUGAGGUUAAAUUUGUUAAUAUUAUUUUGAUGUAUUAGGAACAAGGAACAAACAAUGAGCAAAAAUGCAUUUGUGACACUCUAAAAUAUGUACUCAUUUUGGCUAUUGUGAUUUUGGAUGAAAAUUGUUUAUUUUCCAUAUACUAUUUUUCAUUUUUGCUUAUAUUUUACAUGUCAAAUGAAGCUGAAAAAUGUAAAGUGUAAAUCAUUGUAUUUUGCUGAGUGAGAUUGGGACACUUAUUUUGAAAGUGAACUGAGGACUCGUACAGAGAAGCAUUGUGCGCCGGCGCCCUCAUCCUCAAUCCGCUGGGGAUUAUGUGCGACACACGAUUGCUCCUGUCUCCUCAUUUUUUUAAUAGGUAUGACUUUCACAACAACAAAACAAUAUACACUCUAGUCAUUUAAUGCAAAUAUAUUGUAUAUAAAUGUUCCGGUUUGUGAAGAUAUUGAAAAUGCGUAGAUCGUCCGCCAUUUUGUGGACGCUGUGAAAUACAUUUAAUUUGAUUUAUACAGGCGCCAGUUCUUGCACCAGUUGCACCAGCUGUGCGCAAGUUACAACGUAGACUAGUUUUGACGUAAAUGGGUACUAAGUUACAACUUACGCACUACUAAAUAUUUUUGUGUUGCACCAUUAAACUUAGUUGAAACGUAACUCUACAUAUACACUAAAUAUUUACGGAAGCCUCCUAUCAGGAGUAACAGUUGGAAUAAAAUAGCAGACUGACUGAACUGCAUCAAUAAGCUCUUGUUUUACCUGACAGACUUCAUUCUUUACACAUAUAUGAUGCUGCUGACAUUUACACUCUCUUAAAUUUUAAGAGAGAGAACAUCAUGUGAAAAGAUUACUUUGUUAGACACUCUUCAACACGAACCCGUUAAACAGCGCGCCACUGUGUGCAUCGGUCCUAUCACUCCGUGUUGUGCAUGUCAAAUAAAAUCAGUCAUAAUCAGUAAAUGUAAUUUCUUAUGUUUUUGUUGUUGUUGUUUCAGUAUUUAUUUAUUGAUCCUUAUUAAUUUCGUUUCAAAUACAGUUUCUGAAUGUUAUAAAAACAUUUAUGAUUAAGUAGUAGGCUAUUAUAUUUAAUGGGAACUUAUUUUUACUGUUAGCUACGUGAGGCAAAAUAAGUCAGAAUGAAGGAUAAACUGAAAUUCACGGAAUUUCAACAACUUCUGCUCCUGUAUUUGAAGGAUGACUGAGGGUAAACGUCAUAUUAUGCGACUACGCAUUACUUUACGGAGACCUUACGAGCUACUAGCUACGUUCUGCCUUAAGAACAAAUGGUGCAACCGAAUAAAGUACAGAGUUAGUUACAAACUAGCUAUAGUUAAGCCACUAGUGUGGACUUUACGUUCCAAUUUAAGAAAGAACUUACGAACGGCUGGUGCAACCCUACCCAGCUGUGUGUAAAUUAUAACGUAGCCUAGUUUUGACGUAAAUGGGCACUAAGUUACAACUUACGCACUACUAAAUAUGUUUGUGUUAAAUUUAGUUGAAGCGUAACUCUACGUAUACACUAAAUAUUUACGGAAGCCUCCUAUCAGGAGUAACGGUUGGAAUAAAAUAGCAGACUGACUGACCUGCAUCAAUAAGCUCUUGUUUUACCUGACAGACUUAAUUCUUUACAUAUGAUAUGCUGCUGACAUAUUUUACACUCGCUUACAUUUUAAGAGAGAGAACAUUGUGAAAAGAUUACUUGGCCACUCUUCAACACGAACCCGUUAAACAGCGCGCCAUUGCAUCGAUCUUAUCACUCCUUGUUGUGCAUGUCAAAUAAAUUCAUAAUCAAAAAUGUCUCUUCUUAUGUUUUUUUUUUUGUAUCAGUAUUUAUUUAUUGAUCCUUAUUAAUUUAGUUUCAAAUACAGUUACCGAAUGUUAUUUAUUUAGCCUACUUAUAAAAACAUAUUCAUGAUUAAGUAGGCUAUUGUAUUUAACGGAAACUUAUUUUUUACUGUAAGCUACGUGAGGCAAAAUCAGUCAGAAUGAAGGAUAAACUAAAAUUCAUGGCAUUUCAACAACUUCUCACGUAUUUGAAGGAUCACUGAGGGUAAACGUCAUAUUAUGCGACUACACGUUACUUUACGGAGAACUUACGAGCUACUAGCUACGUUCUGCCUUAAGAACAAAUGGUGCAACCUAAUAAAGUACAGAGUUAGUUACAAACUAGCUAGUAACGUUAGUUACUAAGCCGCUAGUGUGGACUUUAUGUUCCAACUUAAGAAAGAACUUAUGAACGGCUGGUGCAACCCUACCCAGGUUAUUAUGUUCAUUAUUUGUUUAUUUAUAUUAUAUUUGUGUUUGGUUUGAUGGCAGUUCUGAUUAUAAAAUAAGUAACUUGAAUGUUAAAUGUGUAUGGUUUACAUACAUUUACCUACAUGUUCAGUCAUGUGUGAUGAUUUUAUAUGCAUAAAAUACCUUUUGAAUUGUCUGAGUAGAUUUAAAGAAACAAAGUGAAAAUCUCAAAUGUAUGUUUGUGAAAAAAAAGGGGAAAAACAAAUGUGAAAUGUGCAUUGUUUUGACAUGAAAAAGAAAAUGACAUUUGUGCAUUAAUAAGAAAAAUAAAUACAUUUUAUUGAUGAAGAUUUAUUGGUUUACAAUGUGAAAAAAAACAAAAAACAUUGAAUAAACAUUUGCUGGGGAUUAUGUGCCACAGACAUUUGCUCCUGUCUCCUCAUUUUUUCCCUGUUUUAACAGGGACUUUCUAAUCUGCCAACACGGCCUUUUGCACAGGGCCUGUAACACAUGUAUUAAUCUGUUUGUGAUAUAUAUUUUUUAUUAGUUCAUUCAUAUAUGAAUACAUUAAAUCAAUAAAAAAAAACAUAUUUGGUAGUUAGUAUAUAUAUUCAGCAUUAACCAAAAAUGAAAAUGCUGUAAAAUUGAGGCUUAUUGUAAAGUAUCACCUAUUUUUGUAUAUUUUAAAUAUUUAAUUGAUUGCUCACUAUUACAAGAAAGGAAUUAAAAUAGCUGCUCAAAGUCUGUGAAUUUCAAAAUAACAAAUUUGAAACAGCUUUGAGGAUAUAUAACCUUGACAUGAUACAGUAUGCUUAAAGAGAAAUAUAAUCGUGAUCACACACUUCAUAAUUCCCUAAGGAUCUGAAAGGACAUGUUAACACUCUUAAAGGUGCAGUGUGUAAAUUUUAGCGGCAUCUAGCGGUGAGGUUGUGAACUUCGAAGAAGCUACGGUAGCCGUCUGGCCGACACUUCAAAUAUGUCGUCGUCUGAGACAGCAGAGAGUACAUUAGCCAGUGAAGCAAUGAGGUUUGUGCUUGCUUGUAUAUAGAUAAAAAAUGGCUCAUUCUAAGGCAGGGAUUCCCAAAGUGUGGUGCGCGCACCUCCAGGGGUACGCGAGCUGCCACCAGGGGGUGCGCGAGAGGAAAAAUGUAAUGGCGGUCUGUUUGUGGGAUUUUUCCAUACAAUAAAAAAAAAUGAACAGUAAACAUUUCCUUUGUAAUCGCUUUUAUUUUAAAUAAAAAACUAUAAGGGCGUCGGAACCAUUGUAUGUGGGUGGGACAAGACCCACCCACUUUUUAAGACAAAUGAUAUUGGACCCACUCACUUUUACCGAUUCUAAUUAAGCAUUUGUCUGUUCAUUUUUCAGAGCACGUCAUAUGUCAAUGCCCUCUCAAAGCACAGAGCCCGAUGAUGAAAUAACACUUUUCAGACGCGCAUUCCAACUUCACCUCAGACACAGACGCAAGUCAAACGAGCGCGGUGAGGACGGGGGACUUUCAGUUAAACAACAGUGAACUGCGGUCAGAUGAAAUGUUGUCAGGCUAUGUCAGUAAAACUCCAACCCGCCGUUAGCCUACUGUGCUCGAGGCGCGAACUCAAGAAUUGCUCGCGCAAAUGCGCCGGUGCGCGCUGCAUAGAUUAUUAUAGUUUAAAAGCGCAAAAGCAAUUACGGGCAUGCACCGCCGUUAUUCUGUUGUAAAUUAAGUAAUGAAAUGACCAAACGUGCGAUUAAAGCUGCCUCAAAACUGUGCAUGAAUGUAUGUAUUUGUUGACAUGGUUUUAAAGUUAUUGUUAUCCAGUUUGUUGUCCUUCAAACGUCUUAAAAUGUACAUUUGUACACCAAGGAAAUCAAAAUUUUGGGGGGACGACCCACCCACAUUUUUUUUGCUUCCUAUGGCCAUAAUUUAUUAGUUUUUGAUAGAAACGUAGAAGACAGCUGCUGUCUUCUUUUACGCACUGCUCUUCUUUUAUGCACUGCAGGCUAUGCUCUUUGUUACUUAAUUAUGUUGUGGAUCGUGUGUAGGCUAAUUUUAUUGUCGCACUUAAAACGUUUCAGAUUGAUCCUCGUUUUUAUUUAUUUUAUCUAUUUCGGAGCUUAUUCUCUUUAACCCUCAGGGGUCUGAG
Molecule: messenger RNA, 5968 nt
Organism: Megalobrama amblycephala (Wuchang bream)
Lineage: Eukaryota; Metazoa; Chordata; Actinopteri; Cypriniformes; Xenocyprididae
Product: olfactory receptor 2AG2
Exons: 1
Coding region: 305-1414 (369 amino acids)
Biological process (GO): G protein-coupled receptor signaling pathway
Cellular component (GO): membrane
Molecular function (GO): G protein-coupled receptor activity
Source: RefSeq, a predicted model, not a curated record